This is a messenger RNA of Cydia pomonella (codling moth), 1326 nucleotides long. RefSeq lists its product as uncharacterized. The record is from RefSeq and is a predicted model, not a curated record. Bases 444 to 1061 code for a protein of 205 amino acids. Lineage: Eukaryota; Metazoa; Arthropoda; Insecta; Lepidoptera; Tortricidae. The transcript is spliced from 2 exons.
AUGGCAUAAUCAUGUCAAUAUGAAUAAUGUACUCCUUCUAUGCAAUGUAUGUAAGGUAUAUUGGUUUGCAUGGUUGCAACCGGGAAUAUGUACUGUACAUAAGCACUACGCAAUCCUCUUGCAAAUCUUACAAGUCUGGUGCGUUUUCUCUCCGCUUUCACGAGCUGAUUAUGUAUUCUGCCUUCAGCAUAUGCCAUAAUUACACGACUCAUUCCAAGGAAAACUUAGGAGUUUAGCAUACGACAUGCAGAUUCGGCACGGCCUGUGCAUCGCACGAGUCACCUAGUUGUCGCGCCUAUUGUCCGCUGGGUGAGCCACCAUUACCUCACACUAUCAAUAUUGGGCUACAAUGAACCUCAAGGUCCUCUUUUGGGGAAUAGAGGGGGUAUAAAUACAAGAAGAGGCAACAAUAACAUGCAGUCGACGCCGAUACUCGUGCCAAAAUGAAUGCGCCCCUUGCACUCCUGCUGUGUUGUGUUGUUGGAAGUGCCGUAGGGUACUACGCGCAGCCAAACGCGCCCUACAACAUCGGACCGAACGAUCCGUUCGCGGUUGAAGUUAACCCUAACUUCCUCGCCCAACCUUCGCAACGGCUAUUCUGGGGCAGCGGGCAAGGCAGCAACCAGGUCGGCGGCACCGGCUUCUGGAAUCACCUCACGAACAAGUUCCCGUUCCUAGGAAACAUGUUCGGUCGGAUGGAGCUGCCCACGCAGUACGGUUCCCCUUCAUUCAAUAACUACGACUACCAGCAGUACAGCGCGCCUGGCUACCAAUCGUACAAUCUAUACCACCAACCGCAGCCGCAAUUCAACCAGGCGCAACCUCAGUUCAACCAUUUGCAGCCUCAAUUCAACCAAGUACCGCCCCAGUACCCGGCCCAGCAAUACCCUCGGAACUUCGCGGCAGGUCGCGAUGUGGCCAUAACUGAUGAUGCUGUGAUAGUGACUCCCCCGCACGUGCCGAUAGCGCCGCCGGCGCCGGCGCCGGCUCCGGCGGAACCCGCUGAGGGCGGUUACCAGUAUAACAAGCCGCAGUACAGGCUCGAAUUACCCCAUAAGUGAAGUUUCAAUUGCCAAGCUUGUAGGAAACCAUUGAUAAGACUUUAAUUAAUUAUUAUUCCAAAUUUCCUUCGAGCAUUGUUGGCAUCAGAUUACCAAAUUUCUAUUGUUAACUACCAGGCAUAAAAAUAACAGCAUAAUUUUACGGGUAUUAAGUAAUAAAUUUAUAAGAGGCUCUCUGCAGUAUUAAGCAAAGCAUAUUCGGAGAAUGAUUUACAAAUUUAGGUCGAUAAUUAAUAAAAUAAUAAAUAAGUAAUGAAACAUAAAA